This is a messenger RNA of Drosophila navojoa, 569 nucleotides long. RefSeq lists its product as uncharacterized. Gene Ontology annotation, molecular function: long-chain fatty acid-CoA ligase activity. Lineage: Eukaryota; Metazoa; Arthropoda; Insecta; Diptera; Drosophilidae. The record is from RefSeq and is a predicted model, not a curated record. Gene Ontology annotation, biological process: long-chain fatty acid metabolic process; fatty-acyl-CoA biosynthetic process.
CAGACAGUUCGAAGAAUACAGAAGUCCCUCAGUAACAAUGGAAAGCCGCUGGAAUAGCAUAGAUAAAACAUGGAGUGGAUCUCCUCGCAAAUCCAUUUAUAAAUCUGAUACUUCUGCUGGACGCAUCAUUUUCAAUAACAUGAAGAACUGGCCAAAGAACGUGUGCCAGAUAUCAGAUAUUGAUGGGGUGACUGUUACAUUUGAGCAGGCCCUCACGUGGGCCAUUCGCAUAGCUCAGUUCUUCAAGAAGCGAGGACUAGACCACACGAGCGUCAUUGGAAUUGUAGCUGCGAAUACCACCUAUGUCAUGCCAUUGGGCGUGGCAUGUUUAUUUAAUGCCACACCAUUCCACGCUAUCAAUCCGAUAUUGGACGAAGACACUAUCAAGUUCAUGUUUGGGAUAACCAAGCCACAGUUAAUAUUCUGUGACAAACAGAACUAUAAUAAAGUCGUUGAGGCCACCAAGGAUUGGAGUCCUGAGGUAUAUACAAUAAGCGAACCCCUGGAAGGUAAGCCCAGCAUACAGAGCCUAUUGGAGCCAACGACUACAGAAAAGUUCUAUCGGUAAA